AUGAUGGUGUUGGCAUCAUUUCGAUUGAACAUUGCGAUGCUCUUUUUCCUCUUUGCUGAGAUUUCGGCAUGGCGCUCAGUGAUUAUACCUGAAGAUAAUCCCCAGGCAUGCAAUUGGGACAUUCGGAUGUGUGUCGAUGGAACGUGGGUUUAUCGUGCUGCAGACCGUCAUUGUGAUUUCGAAGAGUGUGUGAUAAAGGCUCCACUUGACAAACGCCUACGCAGUGACGAAACUUCGACUAAUUGA
Molecule: messenger RNA, 246 nt
Organism: Plasmopara halstedii
Lineage: Eukaryota; Oomycota; Peronosporomycetes; Peronosporales; Peronosporaceae
Exons: 2
Coding region: 1-246 (81 amino acids)
Source: RefSeq, a predicted model, not a curated record